AUGGGAAACCAGCAAUCCUAUUUCGAUACUUUAAUUCAUGGAAAUAAUGAAUGUAGUCAUAACCAUCGUAAAACACAUCGGUCAUAUCCUAGCAGUUCAUCGUUAAAUUCAGCCUUUCACCAUUCCUCGAAUUCCCGUCAUUACAAUCCAAAGGAUUGUUGCGCUUUUUGGAAAGCGAUUAAAUCUAUACUAGGAAUUUGGACGACGGGAAAUAAAGAUAUUGAUGAGAUUAUAAAAGAAACUCAACGUUUAGCCUCAAAACGUCGUAAACCAUGGAAAUGGAUCCCUUAUGAUAGAUUUGAGGAAGUUAAGUUGUUGGCAAAAGGUGGUUACGGUCAUGUAUAUUCCGCCAUGUGUACCGAAAAAGAAGUAUACGGUCGUGUAGCUUUAAAAAGUCUCGACUUUUCUGAAAAUAUAUCAAGUGAAUACCUUCAAAAGUAUGUUAAUAAAUAUUAUCCCACAUUAUCACUUUCAAAUAAGAUUGAGUUGUUGGUUCCAAUUUCGGAUGGACUUCGAAAGAUUCAUCAAGCAAAAUUAGUUCACGGUAAUUUUCAUCCGGGAAAUAUUUUACAAACGAUAAUUCCAACAGAGAAAAACUACACCCCGAAAUCCUGGAGUUGUAUUAGUGAUUUGGGUCUACAUGGGCCCGCUUCAGAUGCACCGAGGAAGUUUUUUUCCGAAAAGUAUGAAUUCGUUGAUGAACCUCUUGGUGAUUGCACCGAAGAGGAUGAUGAUUUUCUUCCCGAAAAACAACAAGAUUAUUUUUCAUUGUUCAUCUCACCUUCAAGGAGGAAUUCAACUUAUGAAAAACCUAAAGUAUAUGGGGUUUUACCUUAUAUAGCGCCAGAAGUCUUAAGAGGACAGAAAUUUACACAGGCGGCCGACGUUUACUCAUUCGGAUUCAUCAUAUAUGAAGUAUUUAUGGGACACCCUCCAUAUUUUAACGUCCCCCACGAUUUUAAAUUAGCGGAAAAGAUAUGUCAGGGGCAAAGACCAGAAUUAUCAUCAUCAGAUAUGCCCCAAAGAGUGAAGAAAUUAAUAACGGAUUGUUGGGAAUCUAGACCAGAAAAUCGACCAUCCGCUUCAGAAUUACAUAAUAUGAUAAGAGGAUGGUAUUGGAGGUUGGAUCCCGAAAUGAAAUCUUUAAUGAUAGCCGAUGAAGAAACAUUUAGAGGAACUCGUAGCGUAACACCAAUUAACGUCAAGGAUGUAGGCGGCGGAUAUACAACUCCACCAACUCCAGGAACUCCGAUAUCACCCUGCUACUCACAGACUCCUUUUACAACCCCAUUUAUCAACACAAGCAUUUCAAGUUCAUAUCAUGACGCUUACAAUUCUCCCACAUCAAUGUCGUUGAAUCUUAAUGGUUAUAAGAUACAUCCCGAAGCUAUUUACACUUCUCGCCUACUAGAAUACGACAAUCUACCGAACAUUACUUGGUAUGAAUAA
Messenger RNA from Funneliformis geosporum, 1449 nucleotides. The record is from the annotation of a GenBank genome assembly. Lineage: Eukaryota; Fungi; Glomeromycota; Glomeromycetes; Glomerales; Glomeraceae.